This is a messenger RNA of Calypte anna (Anna's hummingbird), 3568 nucleotides long. It is a transcript of the gene TTF2, whose product is annotated as transcription termination factor 2. The coding region runs from base 15 to 3512 and encodes 1165 amino acids. The record is from RefSeq and is a predicted model, not a curated record. NCBI's taxonomy places the organism in Eukaryota, Metazoa, Chordata, Aves, Apodiformes, Trochilidae. Gene Ontology annotation, molecular function: zinc ion binding; ATP binding; ATP-dependent chromatin remodeler activity. The transcript has 23 exons.
GUUGCCAGCCGGCCAUGGAGGUUGUGCGGUGCCCGGAGCACGGGUCCCUCUGUCACCUGAAGACGGGCGUCCGCGAUGGCCCCAACAAGGGGAAGAGCUUCUAUUUGUGCGGGGGGCAGCCUCCGGCGCUCUGUGGCUUCGUCCUCCCGGCGCCUAUUCCUGUUUCUCACUGCUUGAUCCACGAGGGAUGCGUGGUGGAGCUGCAGUUCCUGGUUGAGCUGCAGGACAGAGAUGAAUACCAGUUGUUUUAUCGAUGCUUUGAAAGUAAGUUGAAUGGGAAGAAGUGGUGUGGGAGCAUCCCAUGGCAGGAUCCAAAAGCUGCCAAAGUGUCAAAAGUCUUACAAUCCAAUACCAACACAGCACCUCUCUUCAAUCCCAGUGGCCAAAGAAAUCCAUUUAAAGUUAUAGACAAGAACUGUGAACCAUCAUCCGGGAAACAAAUUAAGCAAGGAAACGAAGGUGACAGUAAAACAAAAGGAAAAAAAGAGGAGAAAGGAAGCAUGCUGGUAUCACAUAAAGAAAAGGAAUCACCCUCUGAUUCCUCCAUAGAAAAAGAACCUCUAGAAGGGCUGAAGACAAAAAAGAAGCAGUCCACAGUAAAUAUGUGUGAUCCAGAACAUAAGAAGAGUACAGUGCCUGAGUCUAAGCUUGUUUUUUCUGAGACCUGGAAAUGGAAAAACACCCAUUGUGAGGAAGAGAAGAAUGGUGGCAGUCGCAUGGAAUCUAAGUCAUCUGAGUGUGUGGGGAAAUACACAGACUGGAGUUCAAAAAGUCAUGGCAAGCAUAGUGCAAGUAUCAAGCCUCCAGAGGAGGAGCAGCUCAGAGAGAAAAGCUUAAAAAACUGUGGGGAUAAAGAAGUCAGAGAGAGAGAAUACAUUGGUUGGAAGAAUGGAGAAACAAAAAACACGUCUAAAGAAGAUGCAUUUUCCCCAGUAGUACCACAGCUGGCAUUGCAACAUGGGAUGGGGGAAGCAGAGGCAGUGCUGUCCAAGACACAGAUCAUUCCAGGGUUGGAACACUCUGCUGAUGAAGUUUCUGACUCUGACAGUGAUGAAGUAGAAUUGGUUUAUUCCUCGUCAUAUCAAAGUAAACUUGAAAAAUCAGUUGAGGGUUUGCAGUCCAGAGAGAUUCCAUCAGGAAAGAAUAUGCAGGGGACAUCUUUGCCAGAUGUCGUAGCGUCGCAGGACCCUAAAGCUCUUCACAACCAUCUUGUAUCCCAGCUGAAGCAGAAGAAGAGCACAUUGGCUUCAGUGAACACCCAGAUGCUGCCAGACAAAGGGGAACGGUUAUUAAAGCAAGUGCAGGAUUUGGAAUCUGCCCUCGCUGCCUUGAAGUUUUCAACAUCAGAUACCACUGAAAAAGGGGAGGAUACCACAAGCAGCGGUUGCCGUGAGGAGUCUUUGCCUUACCCAUUAUCCAGGCCAGGUGGUACAAGGUUGAUAAUGCCCCUUCCAUUCAAGGAUCCCACAGCAGGGACCUCUUCAGUCUCACACAGUCACCCCUCUGCUGCUGUUGCUUUGGGCUCCAGUGAAUAUUAUGGCCGCAGUUGUGGAAUGAAUUCUGGUGUGCAGAAUCUCUAUGGAGGAAGAAUGACAGAAGACCGAAACAAAGCUGUACACAGUGCCAUUAGGGAGGCUAUUAAUUAUCUUCACAAGUCUCUAGAAUCCUGUCCGACAGAGCAGACAGCAGCUGAAGAUCCCUCUGGGUUGAAGGUUCCACUGCUGCUUCAUCAAAAACAAGCACUCGCAUGGCUACUCUGGAGAGAGAGUCAGAGGCCAUGUGGAGGAAUUCUGGCGGAUGACAUGGGCUUGGGGAAGACUCUUACAAUGAUUGCUCUCAUUUUGGCCCAGAAGCAGCUGAAGACAGAGAAAACAAAGGAGAAAUUAGAAAUACAGCUAUCAAAAAAUGAUUCCACUAUUAUCCCUUCAUGCAGCACUUUAAUCAUUUGUCCUGCAUCCUUGAUCCAUCACUGGAAGAAAGAGAUUGACAGGCACGUGGGCUAUGGCAAACUGAGGGUGUAUUUGUACCAUGGGCCAAACCGAGACAAACAUGCAGAGGCGCUCUCUCAAUAUGAUGUUGUUGUCACAACCUACAGCCUUCUCUCCAAAGAAGUUCCCACAAGAAAAGAGGAGGGAGAAGUCCCUGCUGAGGACUAUGACGUGGGGAGUGGGUCAUCUCCUUGUUCUGCUUUGCUCAGAGUGGCCUGGGCUCGAGUUAUAUUGGAUGAAGCUCACAAUAUUAAAAACCCAAGGGUUCAAACCUCUAUAGCUGUGUGCAAACUGAGAGCCAGUGCCAGGUGGGCAGUCACUGGGACACCAAUACAGAACAACUUAUUGGACAUGUACUCUCUCCUGAGGUUUCUACGUUGCUCUCCUUUUGAUGAAUACAAAGUGUGGAAGUACCAAGUAGCUGACAACACAAAAAAGUGGGGAGAGAGGCUAAGCCUCAUAACCAGGAGCCUCUUAUUACGGAGAACUAAGGACCAGACAGAUUCAGCUGGCAAGCCCUUGGUAUCUCUGCCCCAGCGUAGCACACAGUUGCAUCAGUUAAAACUUUCAGCAGAGGAACAGUCAGUGUACAAUGUGCUCUUUGCAAGAUCCAGGUCAACACUACAAUCCUACCUAAAGAGACAAGAAGAGAAAAAUGAAGGCAGGGAGUAUGCUGGUGGUAACCCAUUUGAAAGAGUUGCACAAGAGUUUGGAGUCAGUCAAAAUGAAUUUAUAGCAGGCUCCCAAAGUGCCUCCCAGAUCUCAAGUACUGUCCAUGUCUUGUCCAUGCUGUUGAGACUUCGUCAGUGCUGCUGCCAUCUCUCUUUACUGAAAGUGGCUCUGGACCAAAUGAACUUGAACAAUGAAGGCCUUUCCCUCUCCAUUGAGGAAGAGUUUAGUGCUUUGACCCUAUCCGAGCUCCAGAAUCAUGAUCACAAGUCAACAGUCUACCUCAAUGGCACAGCUUUUAAAACUGAUAUCUUUCAAAUCACCAGGGAGAGCACCAAGAUAGCUCAUCUCUUGGCUGAACUGAAAACCCUUCAGAAUCACUCUGAGUCUCAAAAAAGUGUUGUUGUGUCUCAGUGGACAAGUAUGUUAAAAGUUGUGGCUGUGCACCUCCAGCGCCUAGGGUUGAAGUAUGCAACAGUGGAUGGCUCUGUCAAUCCUAAACAGAGGAUGGAUGUGGUAGAAGAGUUCAACAACAAUCCCAAGGGGCCUCAGGUAAUGUUGGUCUCGUUGCUGGCUGGAGGUGUUGGCCUGAACUUGACUGGAGGAAACCACCUAUUUCUCCUUGACAUGCACUGGAAUCCUGCCCUUGAGGACCAGGCAUGUGACCGCAUUUACCGAGUGGGGCAGCAGAAGGAUGUUGUGAUACACAGGUUUGUCUGUGAAGGAACGGUAGAAGAAAAGAUUGUGGAACUCCAAAGGAGGAAGAAGGUUCUUGCCCAGCAGGUGCUGUCAGGAAAAGGCGAGGCCUUCACUAAGCUCUCUUUGGCUGAUCUCAAAGUUCUCUUUGGCAUAUAAUUAUCUUUUAUGAUACACAAUGUAUCAUAAGUGAUUUUAUACCUCCAAAUAAAUGG